Rhizophagus irregularis DAOM 181602=DAOM 197198 is the source of this 503-nucleotide messenger RNA. The record is from RefSeq and is a predicted model, not a curated record. NCBI's taxonomy places the organism in Eukaryota, Fungi, Glomeromycota, Glomeromycetes, Glomerales, Glomeraceae.
GUAAGAUAAAAUUCAUUUUCCUUCUUGGACUUGUUUGAAUUAUAGCAUUAUAGAAAAUUGAAAAUGUCCGGAGUUAUUCCAUAUGUUGUUGGGUGGAGUGCUUUUGGAUUUGCGGUUAGAGUAGUUGCUUUAGCCAUUCAACAAAGACCUUUAUUAGAUAAACCUGCGACUCAUGCACUUUCAACAGUGUUUUUUGGAGGAGUAGGAUCUUAUGUUUAUUAUCUUGAGAAACGACAAUUAGAAUUAAUUCAAAAACGAGGAGAGAAUACGAAGAAGCCAAAGCAAGAGAACAUGCAAUUGUUACAUAAGGUUUUAAUAUCUCUUUAAGAAGUAAUUUUAGUUUUUUUUUAAAUUUUAUUAACGAAUAUUUUAAUUAUGUUCGGAUCAGAUUGAUGUUUAUGAAAAUAAUUUAAUUUAAAAAAAUCAAAAUGAAAAAUGGGAAAAUUUUUGAAAAAUUUUCUAAAUAAAAUCAUAUUUAAUAUGGAAGAACUUUAUUAUAAUGA